Messenger RNA from Suillus subaureus, 627 nucleotides. RefSeq lists its product as uncharacterized. Lineage: Eukaryota; Fungi; Basidiomycota; Agaricomycetes; Boletales; Suillaceae. The coding region runs from base 1 to 627 and encodes 208 amino acids. The record is from RefSeq and is a predicted model, not a curated record. The transcript has 5 exons.
AUGGGUGUCACUGACCCAGCCACUGUCUGGAAGGCACUGGAAGACAAGUAUCAGGCAUCUGUCAGUAUCUGCUUUAUGAGCCUUAUGGGCCAUGUUUUUGAUCUUCCCAAGGCAGCCAACAGUGACUCCCUUACCAAGACCAUUAAGGAAAUUAUGGACAUCAAGGCACAGUUCAAGGUCAUCGAGUCUAUGGAAUGGAAGUGCAAUAAAUAUAUGCUUAUUCAAGCAUUACUGCAUGCCCUCCCUGACUUCUAUGCCCUGCUCUCCCAGCUCAUACUCCAUAGUGGUGAUGCCAAUGCUGGAAAGCUAAUGCUGGAAGGCGUAAUCAGCCAGAUUAGGAACUUGGAACAGCACUAUUUUUCACCACCUACCACCAUGGCUGCUAGGGUGGCAAAAGCAGGUAAACCCACUAAAUGUGCCAAGCUGAAGGAUUUUGAUGCUUCCAAGGGAGAUAAGUGGGAACUCUCAUGGCAUUUAAUGUGUGGAUCCUUGCAACUUGACAUCAUUCCAUCAUUCCUUUGCCUACCUACACAUGAAGCCAAUUUCUCUAAUAUUCUGCUGCAACUGCACAUAUGGAAUCAGACCACACUCUCUUUACUUGCUACUCUCCCUAUAAUCCACCAUUAA